UAGAGCGUAAGAACUCUCUUUUUUCUCCCUCACUCCAAAGCAUGCCGUGCGCUAGAAAGAGUCUGACAAUCGGUUCUUCUGCUCUAUCCGUCUCGGUCAAACGCAUUGAUGUCUCUUUCUAUAUCACAAGCUGAAUUUCAAUCCUCUUGCGCAGUCUAUUCUAAUAUGUCUAUGUAAUGAGCAUUCGGGUCAGGUAGCAGUGAGCGCCUCUGGGCCACACACUGUUACCAGAAUGGAACUAUCCCUUUCGUUCGAGCGCUCGGCGAGUUCUUCUUCCCAUCUCUGCAUUUUUGUCCACAUUCUACUGUAUUUUACAUUCUAAAUGGUCAUUCAUAUGUGUACAGUUUUUCAUGUUUUUUGUGGGAUUCACUAUUCUGUAGUUUUUUCUGAUAAAAUCUAAUAAAACAGAUUAAACGAGAGUAAGGAUAUUAAUCAAAAGAAAAGUCAGAAUCAUGGCACCGCGAGUUAAUCUUCAACACCAGUUCAUCCUGAUUUCGAACAUUGAGAAAGAACCUGUACUGCUCACGAAAAAUUUUGAAAAAAUAUCGAAGGAGCAGUACAAAAGAAAAUGGAGAGAGUUGGCUGAAAAAUUAAAUGAUGUAGGGAAGGUGAAGAAAACAGCAGCACAGUGGCGAAAUUAUUUAAUGUCUUGGAAGCGGCGAGCAGAAAAGAAAGAUGAUGAAGAUGUUGAAGAAAAACGGCUCAAUGGAUUUGAGAAGAGGUUGCUGGGCAUUGUGUUGCUGGAAAAAGUAAGGAUUUGGAAGGCUAAGCAUUGUGUCGCUGGAAAAAGUAAGAAUUUGGAAGGCUAAAAGGAGUUUCUUUUAAUAAUUCAAUUAUAUUAUGGCACUGUUCAUUAUUAAAAAUUAUUAUU
This is a messenger RNA of Leptopilina heterotoma, 871 nucleotides long. RefSeq lists its product as uncharacterized. NCBI's taxonomy places the organism in Eukaryota, Metazoa, Arthropoda, Insecta, Hymenoptera, Figitidae. Bases 453 to 809 code for a protein of 118 amino acids. The record is from RefSeq and is a predicted model, not a curated record. The transcript has 4 exons.